AUGUCGUCGGAUGUGGUGCGGAAGUUGUUGGAGCGAAAGGAUGCGACCAUCUCGAGGACCAGGGUCACAACAACACGCGUAACGUCGUCACCGGGACACACAACCACCACCAUCGCCGCGUCCAGCACCGUGACCUUGUCGGAUCGGCCAGUGCUUGUGCUGCACUUUGGAUCUCGGUACACUCGCGCAGGAUUCGCUGGUGAGGAUGUUCCCAGAUUGAUGCUGAAGACAUGCGUGACAGAGGAGGCGGACGGCUCGGAGAAAUGGCUCUUCGAUGUCACAAACAGCAUUGAACGCAAGGCAUUGCUCUACAAGUUCUUCCAGAAGCUGUACAACAAGCAGUUGCUGGUCAAGAGCCCAGAACACAGGGUGCUGUUGUGCAAAGACUACACAUCCCAAGACCCGUUCUUCGAAGAUGCCGUGCACGUGCUGCAAGACAACUAUUCGGUCCCUGAAGUGAUGGUGAGCUACAGCCACGAGCUUGCCUUGUAUGCUCUGGGCACAGACAGCGCGCUCUUUGUGGAUUGUGGGGACAGAACGACACAUUGCAUUGCUGUGUCAAAGACAUAUCCCAUUGUGAAGACGCUUGCCUUCGCCGACAAGGGCGCUUCCACCGUUCGCAGGCGCUUGCGAGAGAUGAUUGAGGAUGGGGAUGCACUGAGUGAGGAUGACGUUGAGGACAUCCAAGUGCGUGCGUGUUUCGCAUGCCAUCCCCCAGAGGGCGUGACAUCCAGCGAUGCCCCAUACGACAUUGGCACCCGCGUGCUGACUGUCCCCGGGAGCGCGCGUGUGUGUGCAGCAGACACGCUGUUCACCCGCGAUGAUGAUGGCGCGAGUGUUCAGGAGCUUGUCGCGCACGCCCUCAACAACGCCCCCAUCGACGACAGAAAAGACCUUGCACAACGCAUCGUGUUGCUGGGCGGCACGUCACACAUGCGCGGGUUUGGGUACCGCUUGCUGCAGGAGCUGCAACACGAAGCACAAGGUGAGGGGGAGGAAGGCACGACGUACGGCUAUCUGGAGUGCCCGUUCCCUUCCAACGUGAUUGUCUGGAUCGGUGCUGCCAUCGCAAGCGCCCUGCCAAACUUUCACCACCAACACACAGACUAG
Messenger RNA from Salpingoeca rosetta, 1110 nucleotides. RefSeq lists its product as uncharacterized. NCBI's taxonomy places the organism in Eukaryota, Choanoflagellata, Craspedida, Salpingoecidae. The transcript has 7 exons. Bases 1 to 1110 code for a protein of 369 amino acids. The record is from RefSeq and is a predicted model, not a curated record. Gene Ontology annotation, biological process: microtubule-based movement.